CACAGUCAAACACACACACUACAUACAUUUAAUACUUCGUGAUAUGAAGGAUACAUACCGAGUCCAGCAUCGCAUCUUGUUUGGUCGGUUGGGUAUCGAAAAGUGUGUCAGUAUGUCGGCGGUGCUCUUCGGCGUGGUUGCUGGCUCUUUGCUGCUUCUUCAGAGCGUUCGAUUCUUUCUUGCGUGCGUCUGCUUUGCUGCUUCUUGGGUGCUGCGGAGUACUCCCAGCGGAAAUUAAAACGCAUGCCAAUCAGCCACCGCCACGGUAACCAUCAGCAGCACGAGCGGAAGAACGCGCAUUCAGUCAGUGGUAGCGCGCCGCGCCGGUCGUGCUUAAAUUCGUACUCAGCUAUUAAAAUUUAAAUACUUAAAUAUCUAUCAAUACAAAAAGUAACUAGUGUGUUAAAAUGCGCGAAUGCGGUGACCGUAUACGUCGCGAAAGAGCAAUGAGUCCAAGACUUGUCUUAAGACGAGUCCUUGUCCUCUCCGAAGGGCGACAAUAUCGUGAAGCAGCAACGGUUCUUUCAAAAUUAGGCUGUUCAGGUUUAGCGCAAGUCGCCAAUGACUUACCACUGGAUUUACUUGUUGAAGGAUUACCACAUUCUGCUCAAUUGCUGGAAACAUUAUUUGCGAAGUUGGUGUCUUCAGGUCAAAGGCCGAAUUUAAGUGCUGAGCCUGUGCUUUGGCAAUUGGUGCGUCUCUUCGCGACUCAUGAGGAUCCAACACUGAAGACGAAAGUUGGCCGACUCGUCCGGUCACUCGUUGAGUAUCAGCCGGACUUCCAUCGAUUACUUACCACACGUCGGAAUGCUCUAGAAAAAGCCAUACAAGGAUUGGGAUGUCACGGUUUAACACCGGACGCCAGUGGACUUACACAUCUUCAUGUCGCGCUCAAGGGCGAAUUACAACGACACAUCGAUGCUUACAAAAUCGCGCUGCAUCGUUUGGAAGAAUUGGGCUUGAGUGCUACCGAUGCAAAGAAACCCGUAGAUGCAUCUCAUCAGCGUUUGCUUGGCUUGCAUCACAAUGAUGUGCAGCAGCGACUCAUCGAUAACAAGACACUGCUGACGAUGGUCGACAAACCAGCGUUGCAGCAGCUGCGGCCGUUGAUCGACACGCUUGCCGAACGCGUGCAGAACGACAAGGAGGCACUCUUUUGCGUCUCCCAACUGAAAAGAGUCCAGCCGGUGUGUGACGACGUACCGGUGGCGGCGCUACUAAUGUCUUUCUCCAAAGGCUGUGCUGCCAUCUUGGAGCUGAUGCAGAUCGCAGCCGACACGAGUCCGUGCAACAGCGACGGUUACCAUUCGGAGCCGGAAGCGGAAACGGACCGAGGGAAGGACGCAGUCGGUCGAUACGGCAGUUUGUACUAUCAGAGUAGACCACGCGCUCUGGAAGCAUUGGACUCUUUGCCCGAAUUACACCAUGCCACACAAUUGAAAGCGAAAAUAUUGUUUUCCGUUGUAGUCUUGGCAUUUCGCACAUGCAAAAAUCUGCGUGAUGUCAAACUACGCGAAACAUUUCGAAGCUUACACGUGGAUGUACGCACCGCUGCUGGGUUGGCCCUUCGUGGGGAUCUCAUGCGGUGUCUUUCUCAACAAGCCGAUACUUAUCCACUCGCUGAUGUCGAGAUUCAAGUGCGUGGUUUGGUCUGCGAUACGCUCAAGGAGUACAAAUGUUUGGAAACCUGCAUGCCACUACGAAGGUUUGUUGGUGAAGUUACUCGCGUCGCUUGGUUUCUGGUGAACCAAUACCCACCCUACGAGUUAAACACAGAUUUCCAGGCUCCGGUUCGCUUCGUACCGGAACGGCAUCAGCGUCAUCACGCUUCUGACCGAAACAGUGAUGUGGUGCGUUCGUAUCUGUGGCCGGCGCUGGUGCAGAAUAACAAUUGUGCGUCGAAAGCGGUUGUAAUCACAGGCGGUGGUAUCUAAUUAUCUAAUCGGAACUCGUGUGGGUGCUAAUUGCUCAGCAGAUUGCAGUAUGCAUUUUGGAUGUGCUCCUCAAACGUAAUUAAGGUCUAUCUAAGUUAGAAUUGUGUUUAACCGCUGAUUAUGUCAAUAAUGUCAAUAUAUCUAGUUGUAAUCACAAUUUAAUAUGUAAAUUACGUUUCUAGAUAAAUAAAAGCAAAAAAUUAAUUAUCUAUGUAUAUAAAAUAAAGUUAUACGCAUUUCUAAAUAUAAUUUAAAUGUAAUUGAUAUGACUGUAGCGAAAAUUAUCAUUAUAAUUGGUUUCAAUACUGCCAA
Messenger RNA from Dalotia coriaria, 2246 nucleotides. RefSeq lists its product as uncharacterized. The transcript has 7 exons. Gene Ontology annotation, cellular component: mitochondrial outer membrane. Gene Ontology annotation, biological process: mitophagy by internal vacuole formation; mitochondrial protein catabolic process. NCBI's taxonomy places the organism in Eukaryota, Metazoa, Arthropoda, Insecta, Coleoptera, Staphylinidae. The record is from RefSeq and is a predicted model, not a curated record. Bases 408 to 1934 code for a protein of 508 amino acids.